AUCGAUUGGAAUGAUGAUAAAACAGGUGCCCAUAUAUUUGAGUGUGUUGCUAAUUUUGGUUGUGUACCAUGAUGAAGUGGAGUGUGCAGUAAUGAGAAGAAGGGGUAUGUUUAACAGAAUACCUGAUUACGAGUCAAUAAUGUCCUACCCUGGAACCUCGUACGACUACGAAGUCCAACAGAGCCAAUGCGGGGGGAAUGGCGAACAUCCAUCUCCUAAUUAUGAAUUCGAAGGACCAGCAUUACGAAACUAUAGAGAAAACACUCGUUAUCCUAUGUAUUCAGACUAUCAGAUGCUAGAUCAACAAAUUUAUGCACAUGGACCGAAUGUUCAUACUGAUGCUCCAUCAAUGUAUGAACUAGAGAAUCCAUAUACAGAUCAACAGUAUUAUGAACCUGUAACUGUUGGUCCACCAAUGUAA
Molecule: messenger RNA, 421 nt
Organism: Schistosoma turkestanicum
Lineage: Eukaryota; Metazoa; Platyhelminthes; Trematoda; Strigeidida; Schistosomatidae
Source: the annotation of a GenBank genome assembly